ACUUCCGCUGCGGUGUGUUUCUGGUUUUCAGCAAGUUUUUGGGAUACCUCGGCCGUACAAUCGUAUGGAUACGAUCGAAAUCACAGCGUCAGGGACGAAAACUACGCACGACUACGAAGAUCAUAAUGGAAUUGAGCGAGUGGCGCUGAAGGACUUCUCAUACAACGAGUUUUUCCAAAAGUACAUGCGCCCGAAUCGACCCGUUAUCAUAACAUCGGUUGCGGAUGGCUGGGAUUGCUUUAGACGUUGGAUCGAUCGAUCGGUCCACCCGCACCGGCUGGACGUGCAGUUCUUGAGAGGAACGAUUCCAAAUCUUACCGUCCCCAUUGCCGAUUGCGCCAAGCAACACUACAAUGCACACGAAAAGACUGAGAUGAAAUUGUACGACUUUCUGGACUCCUGGACCGAUCACCAGGAUACGGAAGUACGGAGCCGAUACUAUCUUAAAGAUUGGCAUCUUCGCAGUGCAAUACCGGAGUACGAAUUUUAUAAAACGCCACCCUUUUUCGCAUCCGACUGGCUGAACGAGUAUUUGCUGGACCGGGGCACGGAUGACUAUCGGUUCGUGUACAUGGGUCCCGCUGGCACAUGGACCGCUUUCCACGCGGAUGUCUUCGGAUCGUUCAGUUGGUCGGUGAAUAUCUUCGGCGAGAAACUCUGGUAUCUUCUGGCUCCAGGUGAGGAAGUGAAAUUAAGGGACGGGCUGAAGAGUCUUCCAUUUCGUGUGACCGAAGACGAGCUGCAAAAUGCCGGGGUACAAUACUACACCGUAAAGCAACAACCAGGUGAAGCAAUAUUCGUACCAACUGGCUGGUAUCAUCAAGUUCUUAAUAUAGAAGAUACCAUCUCCGUAAAUCACAACUGGUUCAACGCGUGUAAUGUAACCGCUGUCUGGAGUAAUCUACGUGCCGCUCUGCAGGAUGUUUUGCGUGAAAUCGACGAUUGCAGGGACAUGGAGAACUUUGAUGAGCACAGUCAGUUGAUGCUGAAGGUCAGCUUUGGUAUGGAUUAUGCUGAUUUUGUGGCCAUACUACGUUAUAUCUGUGAUAAGAGAAUCGAACUGCUGGCCGCAGGAGAAUCACAAAAAGGACAUCUCAACACAGAGUACACGCUGGGGCGGAAUCACGCGGCGUUCGAUCUAGCUACCAUAGAAACGUUGUUUUCCGCAGCGCUAGAAACGCGGGCGUUUUCUUGUACGCCAGCAGUAGAAAAAAGUGCAGUGAGCUACUUGAAGAAAAUAAAAAAAUCCAAUAGCUAA
Molecule: messenger RNA, 1258 nt
Organism: Anopheles darlingi
Lineage: Eukaryota; Metazoa; Arthropoda; Insecta; Diptera; Culicidae
Gene: JMJD4
Product: 2-oxoglutarate and iron-dependent oxygenase JMJD4 homolog
Exons: 1
Coding region: 65-1258 (397 amino acids)
Biological process (GO): positive regulation of translational termination; negative regulation of gene expression; protein hydroxylation
Cellular component (GO): cytoplasm; nucleus
Molecular function (GO): sequence-specific DNA binding; histone H4R3 demethylase activity
Source: RefSeq, a predicted model, not a curated record